GCUGCGGCAGAGUUCACUGUUGUCAUGGACGGUGAAAACAAAAUUUUGAAAGAAAUUUGUUGAAGUUCUUCGUAUUUUGUUUAAAUUUAUGGAUACUAAUUUAACUAUCGUUGGUGGAGUAUAGAAAUAUCGAUGAUGAGAAUAAACGUGCAACUCACAAAAGAGUCCAAACACAAAGAUUUAGUUAGCUGUGUUGGUUGGACUGCAGUUGAUGAACUAUACUCUUGUGGGGAUGAUCACAAACUCUUAAAGUGGAAUUUACUAUCUGAUGAAACAUCUGAAGUGACAAAAUUGCCUGAUGAACUUUAUCCAACUGACAUUCACUGGUUUCCAAAAAGUAUUGGUGCAAAAAAACAACCACAGAGUGAUGUAUUUGUAUUGACAGCAACAGAUGGAAAGUUUCAUUUUGUUUCACGAAAUGGUCGUAUUGAGAAAUCUGUUGAAGCACACAGAGGUGCCGUACUUUCUGCUCGGUGGAGUCAUGAUGGUUCAGCUUUAGGAACAGUUGGAGAAGAUGGUCAUGUAAAAAUAUGGUCUAGAAGUGGAAUGCUUAGAUCAACAUUAAGUCAAAUUGGUACCCCUGUGUAUGCAUUAUGCUGGGCUCCAGAUUCUGAUCAUAUUUUGUACACCAGUGGUAGACAGUUGGUGAUCAAACCUCUUCAAGCUGCUGCAAAACCUUUACAAUGGAAGGCUCAUGAUGGUAUAGUGAUGAAAGUUGACUGGAAUCCAAUUAAUAACAUGAUAUUAUCUGGUGGGGAAGAUUGUAAAUAUAAGGUUUGGGAUAGUUACGGUCGUGUAUUGUAUUCCAGUAGUUCUCACGAGUAUCCAAUAACAAGCGUUGCCUGGGCGCCUGACGGAGAACUGUUCGCAAUUGGAUCGUUUAACACACUGAGGUUGUGCGAUAAAACAGGGUGGUCUUAUGCCUUGGCAAAACCCAAUACUGGAUCAUUAUUCAACAUUGCUUGGUCCAGCGACGGUACACAGUUGGCUGGUGCAUGUGGAAAUGGACAUGUUCUGUUUUCUCAUAUCCUUGGAAGACGUUUGGAAUGGAAGAAUUUGGAAUUGACAAUCUCGCAAAGAAAGACGAUCUUAGUAAAGGAUGUUACUAGUGAUGCUAAAGAGAGUUUAGAUUUUCGUGACAGAGUUAUUAAGGCAUCUUUGGCAUUCAGUCAUCUUGUUGUUACAACUUCAUCCCAGUGUUAUGUCUACAGUGUGAGGAACUGGAACACACCCAUUAUUUUUGAUCUCAAAAAUGGAAGCACGAGUUUGAUCAUUCAAUCAGCGAAGUAUUUCCUUCUGGUUGAUGAAACAGGAGUUCAAAUUUAUUCCUACGAGGGUCGCCUUAUCAGUGCCCCCAAACUUCAAGGAUUACGACCAGACUUAUUAAAUGAACAAACACUUUCUCUGAGCAAUGAUAUUCUGGCCGUCAGAGAUCAGAAAGAUGAGAAGGCAAUCCAUGUGUUUGAAGCAGCAUCUGGCAAGCCAAUGGGGGAUGGAAAACCAAUUCAGCAUUCGCACGACGUUCUCGAGAUUGCUGUGAACCAAUGUGGACAAAUCAACAGUCGACAACUGGCGAUAAUUGAUAAGAAUCGAGAUUUGUUUAUCACUGCUGUACAACGUUUUGGAUCAGCACCACGAAGAGCGAAGCUAGGAACCAUGGUUACAUCAAUGGCGUGGAAUGAUUCAUCCAAUAUGUUAGCUGCAUUUCAAGAUGGCGUCUUUACUGUGUGGUGUUAUCCUGAAGCUGUACUUGUUGAUCAAGAUAGCCUAAGUGACACAUUAAUAACUAAAGACUCGAGUGACUUCGGCAAGAAUCCUAAUAUCGCUAGUUUUCUUGGCAAUGUUUGUGCAAUGAGACGAGCUGAUGGAUCACUAUGCAGUACUGUAAUUUCCCCUUAUCCUAUGAUGUUGCAUAAGUAUACAAGUGAAUCAAAGUGGCCAGAUGCUGUGCGCCUCUGCAGAUUUGUUAAGGAAAAGACUCUGUGGGCAUGUCUUGCAACAAUGGCGGCUUAUGGCAAAGAGUUGAACACGGCAGAAAUUGCUUAUGCUGCUAUUGAUGAGGCUGAUAAAGUUCAAUACAUCAACCACGUCAAAGAAAUCCCAACUAAAGAAGGACGAAAUGCCGCUAUGGCGCUUUUCUGUCAACAAAUUCAAGAAGCAGAGAUAAUUUUACUUCAAGCUGGCCUGUUAUUCAGAGCCAUUCAAAUGCACAUUGAUCUGUUUAACUGGGACAGAGCCCUUCAAAUAGCAGUAAAACACAAAACUCACGUGGACACUGUCAUUGCUUACCGAAAUAAGCAUUUGAAUAGUUGUGGGAAGAAAGAAGACAAUAAACGAUUUCUUCAGUUUGCUGAAGGUGUUGACAUAAACUGGGAGAAAAUAAACGCUAAAAUUGAUAUGGAGAUGCAAAAGGAAGCGUCAAGACCUGGAGCAAAGCCUUACUCGACAUAAACAUGUUUAUUACAUUGUUUUCAAUUUCACUGAGAUGAAUAUAGAAAACGGGCCAUAAGAUGGUUGCGUUCCUCGCUAGUUGUAUUAAUACUGCAACACACGUGUACAUACAUAUAUAUGGAGAUGCCCUAAUCAGCUAUUGUGUUGUCCACCCACCUGCUACUAACGCUGAUUUACAUCACAUUGACUUGUGAAGCCUGUGACUUAAAAAGCGUUUGGUUCAUUCAAUGGUAGUCAAUCUAAACCUCGCUAGUCACCUCUCACGUACGACGGCUACGAGCUAGCCUGCGUAUUUGUAAAUAUUUGGGUUUCAAUAUUUAUUUAAAUCAAUAUUAAAUGCGUACAAUUAC
Dendronephthya gigantea is the source of this 2801-nucleotide messenger RNA. RefSeq names its product intraflagellar transport protein 80 homolog. Gene Ontology annotation, cellular component: cilium; centrosome; intraciliary transport particle B. Gene Ontology annotation, biological process: cilium assembly. Gene Ontology annotation, molecular function: protein binding. The transcript is spliced from 25 exons. The record is from RefSeq and is a predicted model, not a curated record. Bases 133 to 2451 code for a protein of 772 amino acids. Lineage: Eukaryota; Metazoa; Cnidaria; Anthozoa; Malacalcyonacea; Nephtheidae.